AUGUGGGACCUGAGCAACUUCACGGAGGGGGAGGCGCGCCGGCUGGGGUACGCGAUCCGCGAUGUGUUGGAGAUGAAGGGCAUGUUCUUCAUGGGCAGGGUCCGGACUUCGCUCCGGGCGGCGUUCCACAAGAGGCACCCGGGCGAGUUCAUGCCCGCCGCGCCCCUGCGGGCCAUCAACUACACGUCGGCCGGCGGCGCCUUCAGCGCCCUCUCGCCCGCGGGGAGGCCCGUGUCGUGCCUGAUGAAGAUUGGGUUCGAGAAGGGGGGCACCAAC
Prorocentrum cordatum is the source of this 276-nucleotide messenger RNA. The record is from the annotation of a GenBank genome assembly. NCBI's taxonomy places the organism in Eukaryota, Dinophyceae, Prorocentrales, Prorocentraceae.